Stegodyphus dumicola is the source of this 15970-nucleotide messenger RNA. RefSeq lists its product as uncharacterized. NCBI's taxonomy places the organism in Eukaryota, Metazoa, Arthropoda, Arachnida, Araneae, Eresidae. Gene Ontology annotation, cellular component: extracellular region. Gene Ontology annotation, molecular function: protein binding. The record is from RefSeq and is a predicted model, not a curated record.
AUCGACUUUACAUUGGUCGCCUCUAUGGCUCCUAGAUUGAGCAGUUAGUUCAUUUGGGUCUUCUGAACCGGAUUUAUUCCAUCACAUCAUCCCUUUAUAAAAAACAGAUAUGUCCUGUUACAGAGUGAGCGUCAUCUUCCUUUUCAUCCUUUGGAUAAAGCUAACAGUUUCAGCUCCUAUGCAAGACGCAUUGGGAAGACGGGCGAGAGAAAAAGGAUGUUACUACCUAAGUGAUCAUUAUGACAACGGCGAGAGGAUUGUUACUAAUGAACCGUGUCUCAACUGCACGUGUCUCAAUAGCAUGCUAAUGUGUUACUUAAGAAUUUGCCCGUUCAUCAAGCCUGUGGGUGAAGAGUGUAUCAUUGAAAGAGACGAAGGAGACUGUUGUCCAAAAAUCUGGUGUCCAGAAGUAAUAAAUGAGAAGAAAUGUGAUGACCCUAGCCAUGAUGAGAAGCAUAACCAGCACCCAGGAUGCUAUUUGAAUGAUAAAUAUUAUCCUGAUGGAGCACAGUUACCCCGGGAUCCAAAAAGACCAUGCGAAGUAUGUUACUGCAUUAGAAAUAGUACAGCAUGUGUAAUGCAAGAAUGUGAACUCAAAGUAGAAGGUUGUUCGCCUGUUUACAAAGAGGGUCAGUGCUGUCCUUGCCGGUAUAAUUGCACUUAUGAAGAAUCAACCACAGCUCCUCCUGGUGUAACGCUGCAGGAACUAGCAGAAGGCUGCAAUCUUCCUGAUGGCACUUUUGUAGAAGAUGGGGCAGCUGUUAAUUCUACUAAUCCUUGCGAACAUUGCUACUGCAUGAGAAACGAAGUUGUUUGUGCUAUACAAGAAUGCCAAGCACCUGGCGAUGACUGUAAACCUCUUCCACCAAAACCAGAUCAGUGUUGUCCAGACAGAUAUGAGUGUCCCGUAUUACAAUUGCCGGAAAGCUCAAGUAUCCACCCCGAAACAUUUUUAAGCUUCACCACUGUUUUCGCAUCUUCAGCAGACGUAUCAACAGAACUUGCACCAAUCAAAAAUAGUGGAAUCAAAGGAUCAUCACAAAAAGGCAUCGAAGCAGGAAAAUAUUCUCCAGCAUCAAGUGUUAAAGGUGCACCAUCAAAAGUAUCUUAUGAUCAAGAAGCCACUACACAGUUGUUAACGGAUGACUAUGCUCAAACAGAUAAACCCAGCUUAGAAAUCGUAAAUUCGGACAAAGUUGUUUCGAAACCUCAACCAGAGAAAAAGUCUGGAAUCAAAGGAGGAUCGAAGACUGUAUCUUCUACAAGACCACCCCCGCAUGAACUAGCGGUUCUUUCUGAAUCAGAUGAUGACUCUGGAGACCAAUUUAAUGACAGUGAAGAAACUUCAUUCACAGUGGAAGAAAUUCAAAUACCAAGCAAAACCCCUAUAGAUGACUACUCCGUGGAAGAAAUUCAAAUAACAAGCAAAACCCCUAUAGAUGACCACACCGUGGAAGAAAUUCAAAUAACAAGCAAAUCCCCUAUAGAUGACUACUCCGUUAAACCUUCAUCAGGUACGGCAAUAAAAGGCUUUGGAGUUCCAUCAUCAAGUGUUAAAGAUGCACCAUCAAAAGUAUCUUAUGAUCAGGAAGCCACUACACAGUUGUUAACGGAUGACUAUGCUCAAACAGAUAAAUCCAGCUUAGAAAUCGUAAAUUCGGACAAAGUUGUUUCGAAACCUCAACCAGGGGAAAAGUCUGGAAUCAAAGGAGGAUCGAAGACUGUAUCUUCUACAAGACCACCCCCGCAUGAACUAGCGGUUCUUUCUGAAUCAGAUGAUGACUCUGGAGACCAAUUUAAUGACAGUGAAGAAACUUCAUUCACAGUGGAAGAAAUUCAAAUACCAAGCAAAACCCCUAUAGAUGACUUCUCCGUGGAAGAAAUUCAAAUAACAAGCAAAACCCCUAUAGAUGACUACACCGUGGAAGAAAUUCAAAUAACAAGCAAAUCCCCUAUAGAUGACUACUCCGUGGAAGAAAUUCAAAUAACAAGCAAAACCCCUAUAGAUGACUACUCCGUUAAACCUUUAUCAGGUACAGCAAUAAAAGGCUUUGGAGUAAAAGGAGGUGUUUCUGAAAAGAAUCAUUCUGCAACUUCCAUAUCUGAAGUGUCGCCUGAUUCUUCGUCUUCUACAACGGAAUUUUACGUGAAAGAAUCUACUACACAUGUUCCACUGGAAGAGCACAUCGAGCGAAAUGUGACUGAAAUUUCUUCUGAAGUGACAACUCAGACAUUACUGGAGAGCAGCAUCUUGGAUGGAAAGGUUACCUCAAAAAAUUUCUCAGAAGAAGAAACAUCAAAGCCAUCUCUAAAACCUUCAGGCGUAAAAGGAGUUCAGAAUGAGGCAAUAUCUGAUCCCGAGAGCAACUUUCAUUUGCCAUCAUUCAAACCUAUGGGCGUUAAGGAAGUUCCAGCUAAAGUUGAUGAUACUCAGAAAAAACCGGCAAUAAAUCAUGUUGGGGUAAAAGGUACUCCUCAGGAGGAGCAUCAUUUUCGUGGUAAAGGAAGACAACCUAUACAUGCAGAUUCUUUGAGAAGAAGGCCAUUCCUUCCAAUUGGUGCUAUUCCGGGUGAAAUACGACAGUCAACAGUUGCGCCUGUCACCAAAGACGGCGUCGAAAAGCUGCCGCCUAUCUUAUCUGUUUCAGGAGAAGGUAUUUGCAAAGUCGGCGAUAUUGUGUACCAAAAUGGUCAGGUUAUGAAACCAAUAAAUGUCUGUAAAAAGGACUGUCGAUGCAUCGAUAGUGUUAUACUCUGCUCAGAUGUCAUUUGUAACGAAACUGAGACAAAAAAUGUCUCUAGCUGCAGGAUCAUUCAGGAAGCAGAUGAAUGUUGUCCACGUUAUGAAUGUGAUAAUUUUGGUUCGACAGAUAACAUUAGUCUGUCAGUUACUACCGUAAACCAGACGCAAGAUAAAGAAGUUAUUUUUGAUGGUCUUCUCUUCGGAAACAAAACCUCACCUAUUGACAGUGAUGAAGAAAUACUUGAAAGAAAUUUAACUACUACCAGCUUCUGGCAAAGUACUUUGGAUCUAAUAACGUCUACAAUACCAGACAAAUUAUUCGGUUUUACUAAGGUAGUUACUGAUCAACCUCAAAAUGUAUCAGAAACCGAUAUUUUGGAAUUCAUUUCGCCUACCACUGCUCACCCUCAAAAGAGCAACCAAACCGUUUCAGAGACUGCUAUUACAGAAAUUCCAAAUACAUCUGAGGAAAUUUUAGCAACAGGUGAUAAAACGGUUUUACAUAUUAACACUGAAGAAGCCUUCGAAACAUCUUCUUGGAGCCCAGAAUCAUCAACACACGCCUUAGUAGAAGAUGAAACAACUCUGACUGACAGCCCGAAAGAAAGUUCCGAGAAUUCUUCUUUGAUAUCAGAAGAAUCGGGAGACACGUCAGCAGGAAGCACUCUCUCUGUAAAUAUCAGUGUUGAAGAAGUUACGCAACCUUCCACUUCAUUCACGGAAAUACAGACAGAGACGAUAAACGGAGACUUUACUCAAAGUAUUAGUAUUGACGAGUCUUCCUCUGUAACGGAACUAUCAAAAGAUAUAUUAACAGAGGAAAAACAGAAACUAACUCCAAACAUCAGUAUAGAUGAAAUUUCGCAAACUACUGCUCAUAUUACCGAAGUACCAGAAAAGGCUUCAACUGGUAUUCCCCCUUUAAAUAUCAGCAUCGAAGAAAGUUCACAAACUACUGCUCAUGUCGCAGAACUACCAAUAGAAACUUUUACUGGUAUUCUCACACUAAACAUGAGCAAUGAAGAAGCUGCCCAGACUCCUCCAAGCACAGAAGUACAAAGAGAUAAAUUGUUUGAGGAAACAGAAUCUACUACUUAUAGUCUGCCACACGUAUCAGAUGAUAUUCUUGUAGCUGGAAAAAUAAAUGAUACAUAUGAGAAUGUAAGCAAAACAUCAGAUGUAUCUGAUGCAGAAGAAACCAUACAUGUGACAGAAAAUAAUGUAAGCAUCCCCGUAAGUGAAACAAACCCUUCAACAGUUGAAUAUACAUAUACUACAAUAAAAUAUUCUUCUGACCCAACCCCUGUAACUUUUAAUUUGUCAACUGUAAUUCCUUUCGAAGAGACUGAAACAAAAGAUGCAUCAAUUAUUUCAUUAAAGACAUCGACCUUGCCAACUUCUCUAUCAGAAUCCUCUCAAACUGAUUUUGAAAUAACAUCUUCAGUUUUGGAAGCAGAUAAGCAUUCAGAUGCAGUAGACGAUAAAGCAUACCAAACUGUUACAUCUGUACCUGCCAUAGAAGUGACAACAUUAACAGAAAUUCCUGAAGUCUCUGAUCUUGAAAUUUCAACUUCAAGUAAGCAUCCUGAAGUAAACGAAACUUUUUAUACUACUCUCCAAGAAAAUAAAUCGCAGCCUUCAAUAGAUAAUUUCCCAGAAAUUUUAACAUCCACAAAAUUGUCGUUUGAAGAUAUCGAAAAUAUCAGUCAAGAAGUUUCAAAUGAUACAAAAGUUUAUGAUGUAACAUCACAAACAGAUUCAUCAAAAUCUGAAAACACCACAUACAAAAACGAAACAGAGAGUAUUAAAAAGGAGGCAUUUUCAUCGCCACAAACAACCACAAUAAGUACGACAGCUGCAUCUGAAGUCGUAGAUACAGACAAAGUAGAAAUAGUAACUUCCGGCACAGUAACCGCGAAUGGAAGCACUCCAUUUGUUGAAGAAAAACACACUGAUGAAGUUGUAGUAAAAUUAUCAACUGCUUCACCACAAGUUCCUGAUAUAUCGGAAAAAACAGAUGUUACUACAGAAAUAUUUCCAGAGCAUGGUAUCAUACACACCACUGAUGUUCCUGAAAUCCUCAAAUUUGAUAAUAUCUCUACCACGAGUGAAACCAUUACUGUUCCAAACCAAACAGUGAAACCUUUGGUAGAAGAUAGUGAAGAAGCGACGGAAUAUUUUAUUACUGAAUAUUUACCUACUGCACAGCCUACACAAGUAGAUAUCAUCGGUAAAAAAUCUACGACAGAAAAGGUGUCACUCGACGAAGAGACUAAAUCAACUUUCACAACAAUUUCACCUUCUGAAAUAUCUGAUUUCUCUACAGUGAAAGGAGAAACGUCGCAGGGUAUAAGCACAAAUGUUAGAAUUACAUCUGAAACAGAGCAGACAUCAACUAUUGCUACAGCUAUUGACACUGAACUUUCAACUUCCCAUUUUGAAACAAGCACAGAAACAGAUUUAAGUGACUCAAAUUCAAUUCUGGGAAGUCAACCCACAAAUUUGACUGAAGUAAAUGAAGAAGCUGGCAUAAAAAUAUCAACUACAUCUUUAACGCCAGACAUUGAAACAUCAACUGGAUUUUCAGAUUUCCUCGAGUCGUCGCCUAGUGACAAACCAUUCAAUGUGACAAUCUCUGAAGUUAAGGAGCACUCGAAACCGGUACACGAUACUUUCUCUGAGACAAAAGAACCUUUAUUAAUUAAAGACAAGUCCCCAUCAGGGAUAACGGAACAAGCGAUCGUUUCAUACACAUCGACGACGUUAAAAUUAGACGAAACGGCUUCCGAAACCACCACUCUUUCUAGUGAUACUGCCAAAUAUCCUACGUCUGAAACGGUGACAGAUAAGGAUUAUCAAAAAUUGGGAAUUACUGGAGACAUAAAUGCAGAAUUACCUGACAGUCCUUCUACGAAUAAAACAGCUCAGGAUUCUACUAUACAUCUAAGUCCUGAAAUAGUAGACCAGUUUGUUACACAAAAGGAAACCACAUCUUCAGGAAAGGAAAUAAUUAAUACUUCUACAGAAGCUGAAACAGAAAUUAUUACAGAAAGAACAACUGAGCUACCUGAAGCACCGUCGUCUCACUCAGAUGAUGCAAUCGAUGGAACUACAGCAUUCCAUUUGAACAUAAGCACCGAAAAUAGUAUGAAAGAAGAAGGAGUAAAGCAUAUACCGGAAGACCUCAUUUUCGAAUUGGGCGCCCAAAGUGAACAAGGAAUUGCUUCAACUGCUUCAGUAGAUGAAUACCUUUCUAAAGAUAAGGAAAAUGGCACAGUUUCAUUCGAGCAACCUGUCACUUCCUAUGAUAGUUUUGACGAAAGGAAAACAGAGCCUGUAGAGACUGGAAAGAAUAUUUCUUCUGUGUUCGCUGUUAACGAAAACAUUUCACAAAUUUCUACCUUUAUCGACGAUACUACGACUGAAUAUUUACAUAAGCUAGAAACAACAACAAAACGUCCGGAAAUUCAUGAUGAAGUUCAUGAAAUAAAAUCAGAUUUGCCUCCUUUCACUGUUACAAUAGCUUCGGAACCAGAAACUCAGACUGACAGCAAGGCACUUCAAAACGUAUCAUUUACAGACAUCACCGAAUUAACUUCAGUUGAUAAAACUGUUCCCAAAGUACAAGAAAAGGAAACUGGAAGCAGAGAAAGAGCAACAACAGCUGAGUCUUUUUGGCAUGAAGGAACUUCAGAAUCAACGACCUCAUUUUUAGGUUUAACAGAAACUGUUGUUACAAAAGAGGAUUCUGAAGAAAGAGUAAAUACGAAAACAACAGAUUUUAUCGACAUCACGCUCAUAUCAACCACAAAGAAACCUACAUAUCAUUUUGAAUCUACAGAAUAUACAGUGCUACCUACAGAGCCUAAUAACAUCAACGAUACACAUUUAGUUGCGAUUUCUGAAACCUCGAAAGAUGUAAACACUGUUCAUAAUGAAACAGCUAAGAUUCCAGAACAAAUCUCAGACUCCGGAGCGGCAAAUGCUAAUGCAACAAUUACAACUCAGUUGAACACAGAUGCAAUAGGUACUGAACACGAAGAACGUUUGAAUGUUACUUCAGUUAAUUAUGACCUUUCUACUUUAGGCAGUGAAACUGAUUUCCCAGAAGAGGCUUCUGAGUAUGAUGAACAACUACACACAAAAAAAGAUCUAAAAGAUGCAUUAUCUACUCCUUCAGAUGUUGGAGAAGAAAGUGAUAUACGUUUAAUAACAUCUGUGAUUCCAGACGUCGAAGAUAUAAUUUAUAAAGAGAAUCAAACAGUUUCAGAUGAUAGGCAGUUUACCACUGUCCAUGAAAUUACAAAUGCAUUUAACGACUCCGCAGAUAAAAGCACUGACACAGAAUUCAUGACGACUAGUACAGAAAAAUUAUCCACACAAGCAUCUUCAAACGAAUCUAUGUUUCAAAUUUCAGAAAAAGAAUUUUCUACUGAAUCACCAUUCAUCAUUCAGACUUCAGAAACGGAAUCUAGCACUCAGCCGUCAAAAGAAGUAUAUUCUACUCAUGUAACAGGAGAUGAAUUUGAAAUCAAUGCAUUAAAAGACGAAAUUACCACUCAAAUUUCAAACAGAAUAAAUAUUCAGACGUCCACUGAAUCUUUAAAAGCUGAAUUCGAAACAUCAACACAAGAUUCAGUGACCCAGAAAUCAACGACUUACUUUGCAAUUGAUGAAUUACAGGACAAAUUUGAAACUCAAAGUCCAAAAGGAGAAACUGUUACUUCUGCGCCAGACGAACAACUUACUACUCAAUUCGAAGUAAAAUUCGAAACACAGACGCCAGUAGAUGGUUUGGUAACAAAAGAUGAGUUAAUAACAGACGCUACAAAGGAAGAAAUUAAAGCUCCUGUAUUAAAGGAUGAAUUCACACAUUCAUCAGAAGAAGAGUUUACCACUCAGACAGUAAAUGAACAAUUUGUUACUGAAUCAAAGAAAGAAAGCUCUGAUGCGCCAAAGGAAAAAUUUGCUACUGAAUCUUUAAAGGAAGAAAGUUCUUCUAAUGCACCACAGGAAACGUUUGUCACUGAAUCAUCAUUAGAAGAAAGUUCUGAUGCACCAAAAGAAGAAUUUUCUACUCAAGCAUCAUCACAGGAAAAAAGUUCCUCCGAAGCGCCAAAGGAAAAAUUUGCUACUGAAUCUUUAAAGGAAGAAAGUUCUUCUAAUGCACCGAAGGAAACGUUUGUCACUGAAUCAUCAUUAGAAAAAAGUUCUGAUGCACCAAAAGGCGAAUUUUCUACUGAAUCAUCAUCACAGGAAAAAAGUUCUUCCGAAGCGCCAAAGGAAAAAUUUGCUACUGAAUCUUUAAAGGAAGAAAGUUCUAAUGCACCAAAGGAAACGUUUGUCACUGAAUCAUCCUUAGAAGAAAGUUCUGAUGCACCAAAAGAAGAAUUUUCUACUCAAGCAUCAUCACAGGAAAAAAAGUUCCUCCGAAGCGCCAAAGGAAAAAUUUGCUACGAAACGUUUGUCACUGAAUCAUCAUUAGAAGAAAGUUCUGAUGCACCAAAGAAGAAUUUUUUUUCUACUCUCUCAUCAUCAUCACAGGAAAAACGUUCUUCCGAAGCGCCAAAGGAAAAAUUUGCUACUGAAUCUUUAAAGGAAGAAAGUUCUUCUAAUGCACCAAAGGAAACGUUUGUCACAGAAUCAUCAUUAGAAGAAAGUUCUGAUGCACCGAAAGAAGAAUUUUCUACUGAAUCAUCAUCACAAGAAAAAAGUUCCUCUGAUGCGCCAAAGGAAACAUUUGCUACUGAAUCUUUAAAGGAAGAAAGUUCUUCUAAUGCACCAAAGGAAACGUUUGUCACUGAAUCAUCAUUAGAAGAAAGUUCUGAUGCACCAAAAGAAGAAUUUUCUACUCAAUCAUCAUCACAUGAAAAAAGUUCCUCCGAAGCGCCAAAGGAAAAAUUUGCUACUGAAUCUUUAAAGGAAGAAAGAUCUUCUAAUGCACCACAGGAAACGUUUGUCACUGAAUCAUCAUUAGAAAAAAGUUCUGGUGCACCAAAAGGAGAAUUUUCUACUGAAUCAUCAUCACAGGAAAAAAGUUCCUCUGAUGCGCCAAAGGAAAAAUUUGCUACUGAAUCUUUCAAGGAAGAAAGUUCUUCUAAUGCACCGAAGGAAACGUUUGUCACUGAAUCAUCAUUAGAAAAAAGUUCUGAUGCACCAAAAGGAGAAUUUUCUACUGAAUCAUCAUCACAGGAAAAAAGUUCCUCUGAUGCGCCAAAGGAAAAAUUUGCUACUGAAUCUUUCAAGGAAGAAAGUUCUUCUAAUGCACCAAAGGAAACGUUUGUCACUGAAUCAUCCUUAGAAGAAAGUUCUGAUGCACCAAAAGAAGAAUUUUCUACUCAAGCAUCAUCACAGGAAAAAAGUUCCUCCGAAGCGCCAAAGGAAAAAUUUGCUACUGAAUCUUUAAAGGAAGAAAGUUCUUCUAAUGCACCGAAGGAAACGUUUGUCACUGAAUCAUCAUUAGAAAAAAGUUCUGAUGCACCAAAAGGAGAAUUUUCUACUGAAUCAUCAUCACAGGAAAAAAGUUCUUCCGAAGCGCCAAAGGAAAAAUUUGCUACUGUAUCUUUAAAGGAAGAAAGUUCUUCUAAUGCACCAAAGGAAACGUUUGUCACUGAAUCAUCCUUAGAAGAAAGUUCUGAUGCACCAAAAGAAGAAUUUUCUACUCAAGCAUCAUCACCGGAAAAAAGUUCCUCCGAAGCGCCAAAGGAAAAAUUUGCUACUGAAUCUUUAAAGGAAGAAAGUUCUUCUAAUGCACCGAAGGAAACGUUUGUCACUGAAUCAUCAUUAGAAGAAAGUUCUGAUGCACCGAAAGAAGAAUUUUCUACUGAAUCAUCAUCACAAGAAAAAAGUUCCUCUGAUGCGCCAAAGGAAACAUUUGCUACUGAAUCUUUAAAGGAAGAAAGUUCUUCUAAUGCACCAAAGGAAUCGUUUGUCACUGAAUCAUCAUUAGAAGAAAGUUCUGAUGCACCGAAAGAAGAAUUUUCUACUGAAUCAUCAUCACAUGAAAAAAGUUCCUCCGAAGCGCCAAAGGAAAAAUUUGCUACUGAAUCUUUAAAGGAAGAAAGUUCUUCUAAUGCACCAAAGGAAGCGUUUGUCACUGAAUCAUCAACAGAAAAAAGUUCUGAUUCAUCAAACGAAGAAUUUGCUACUGAAUCAUACCAAGAGAAAAGUUCUUCUUAUGCGCCAGAGGAAAACUUUGCUACUGAACAUUCAAAGGAUGAAAGUUAUUUUAAUACAUCAGAGGCAAAGUUUGUCCCUGAAUCGUCAACAGAAGAAAUUUCUGAUGUGUCUAAAGAAGAAUUUGUUACUGAAUCAUCACAAGAAAAAAGUUCCUCGGAUGCACCAAAGGAAAAAUUUGCUACCGGAUCUACAGUAGAAGAAAGUUCUUCUAAUGCGACAAAGGAAAAUUUUGUCACUGAAUCAUCAACAGAAGAAAGUUCUAAUGCACCAAAAGUAGAGUUUUCUACUGAAUCACCAGAGGAAAAAAGUUCUUCUGAUGCAUCAACUGAAGAAUUUUCUACUGAGGUAUUAAAAGAAGAAAGUCCUGAUGCAUCAAAGGAGGAAUUUUCUACUGAAGUUUUAAAAGAGGACGUUUCUGUUCAAACAACAAAAGAUGAAUUGGCUCCCCAAACAUCACAAGAUGAACCUAUUACUGAAACUUCAAAUCAGCAUUUGUUACGGAAAUAUCAAGCGAAGAGGUUACUCCACAAAGCAACAAAAGACGUUUUCUCUGUUAAAAUAUCAACUGAAGAACUUAACACUCAAGUAACGGAACUGUCUGAGACGUCGAAGACAGACGAUGAACUUAAUAGUAAAUUUACUCCUGCAUCGAGUGUGCUGCCCACGGGAUCAGAAUCAGCAGAAAAUGUUAGCACGGAGUCUAGUUUCAAAAUUCCAGAUAUUAGUCCAAGUAUACUAGAAGAAAAAUUAACAGAGUCUGACCCUGAAGUUGAAACAUCAACGGGAAUAAAAGACUAUACAAUUACUUUAGUACCAGAUAACGUAGAAAUUGAAACUACAAACAAAAUUUCUAAUCUGCCAACAGAUUUUAUUCAACCAGAAAGCGUUACCUCUAAAUCAACUGUUACAUAUCCCCCAAGAGAUUAUACAACGUUGUCGCUAGAUGAAAAUGUGAAAGUUGUCUUUGUAGAAAACACAACCGGAAAAUUUCCUGAAAUUCUCUCUGUGAUUAAAGUUUCUCAUGAAGAACCACCUCCUAAAAUCGAUGGCUCGCUGAGUAAAUUUGAUACCACAGAAGAUUCUUUAACGAGUUCUUAUAGCCCAAGUUUGGAAGAUAAAUUAGUGUACAAUGAUUUGACAAAUUCGACCUUUGACGUAACUGAAGCAAAAGUGCACAGUGAGAGUAACAAGGAUUCAUUUCAGGAAACUACACAUGUCAUCGAUGAUAAGUUGACUUCUAUUAAAACAGAUAAUGUAGACUUUCCAAUUGCCUCUUUUAAUUUAACGAAUCUAAAUGAAACUAAGUCGUCCCUGAGCGAUGAUACUUUUGUAUCCUCAAUGGAAACUACUUUCACAGUAACAGAUACACCAUCCACAACUGGCAUAACAAUAAAAGCAUCUACUGAUGCCACUGACGAAUCUCUUCAACAAGAAAUACUAAAGACCCAAACUACUGAAGAAUUUUCAGUUAUUGGAAAGAAUAUUUCCACAGAAUCAGCUAAAACUACCGAAUUUGAGGAUCAACUGUUUACUAAAUCAACAGAUUUAAAACAUGUUACACCGCAGCCUAUUUUACCUGGGCUUACUGAAGUUAUUAGCGAUGGCCUCUCAACACCUGUUUCAGUCACCAUUACUCAAGAUCAAAGCGAAGGUUCUUCAGACUCUGAGAAUUUUAAAGACAGUCAUUUUUCGGAAGAAAGUGGUAUCACCGAUCAUCCAUCAACAGACAUAUAUUUAUUGCAAAAUACCCAAACAUCAGGUGACAACGAAACGCGUACAUAUUCCACGAAAACCGAUAUUUUGGUAGACGGCGCACAUAGUUCGUCUGCAAGCGAGUCAUCUGUUUCUGGCGUAGAAGAAAAAGAUUCAUCUCAUAUAUACACUGAAGUACCUCUCGUUAUAAAAGAUCUCCAAACAGCUAAUUCAACGUUUCCACAGGAUGUAAAAUCCCAACAAACAACAGUAUCUUUUAGUUUCGAUGACGAAAUUUCUCAUGGUAGCACACAUCAAGAAAAACAUGCAGGAACUUUCAUUCCUGACGGAGAUCUAACUAGAUUACCGGAAAUCAUAACAAGUGAUUCCACGACACCUGAAAUCCCUCAUCUUGCAACGAACUUUACCCAAGCAGAUAAUGAAACGGAAGAAGUAUUGAAACACAAGGAAGCUUCACCCCAGGUUACUUAUCAAGAGUUAAUCAAUUCUUCAAGUACAGAUUUUUCAGUUUCUUCGCCUGCUUAUGAAAACGUCUCGCAAACUCAAGAAGUUCAAACUUCUACUGAAACAGAAAUUUUAACUGAACAAGCAGUGCAUUCAACAAAACUGUUUACUAUUAUUAAUGAGGCUGAUGAAGAUGUUUCUCCUAAUGCUACCCUUAGUAUUGGUUCCUCAGUAACAGAUAGUCUGUUACCAACAACGGUCUCAGUAUCUCUGAGCAACGACGUAUUUGAAAGUAUUGAUGGUGCUUCUCCAAAACCAACAAACGAUUCUCUUGAUAAUGGGAAACCAGAAACAGAAAUUAGCGUAGAAAUCUCUGAUGAAAUUCAUAACAUAGAAAUCGCUGAUGAAAAUCAAACUCAAGAUGAUUUAUUAGAAAAUACAUCAGAUGAAUUCGAUGUCUCCACAAGUUAUACUCAACAUGAUUUACCUGUGAAUGCAACUACUAUACAACCUUCUAUAGAACCAACAUUCAAAGAAAUUUUUGACGAUUUAUCUGAACAUUCUGCUGAAGCAAUAGAUACAUAUACAGGAACUCCUGGAGAUUCUACUGAAAUUAAAUCUAACAAGCCAUCUGUAGUGGAAACAACUACGAAUAUUUCUUCAACUGAUAUUAAAGAAUAUGAGUCUUCCUCUAAAUUGCCAACUGAUGUAGUUACUGAGGAAAUAAUUGAUUUACUUAAAACGACUUUGCCACAAGAGAAAGAAAGUAUUUCGUCUUUUUCUAGUACUUCUUCAGAAACUAUCACUCAAAAACCUCUGACAGAAGAAAUAUUACCUACAGUUGAAAGUCAUUCUGAAGUUUAUAUCGACGAGAAACGCACUGGUUCUACUACAGAAGAGUUUCAGGAUGAUUCUUUCUUAGGAAUUCAAACAACUACAGAAAAGGAUACAAGCAUAAAUGUUGAAGAAGUAGAAACAAAGGUUACUGAAAGAGUAUCCUCAACAUCACCAGCUGAAACUGAAGAAAAGCAUGAAUUUUCAACUUCAUCAUAUGAUAAUGAAACAAAUAUAGAUGUUACACAAUCUUCCGAAACGGGCAAUAUUACAGAACCUAAAGUAACUGAAACGGUGCAUGAAUUUUCCACAAACAGUUCAGCUUUACUCUCUGUUACUGAUACUUCUUCCACAAUUACUGAAACUUCUAGUGUUACGUCUACUACUCCUACACUUCCCGUCAGAGGCUUUGAGCCGGAAGAAAAUGAAACAUACUCUCAGACUGAUGGUACUGCAGUACAUAUUACAGCGAAACCAAUAAAAGAUUAUGUUUUACAAAAGAACUUAACUGCAAUAGCACAUACUACACCAUUCUCACAGACCACCGCUUCUGACAGUUUCAAAUCUGGUACUACUGUAAAGCCUUCAGAAUUACUUUCCACAGUAGUAUCACACUCAACUGAAUCUACAUUAACUGAUACGCAGCCAACAAGAACUGCUAACGUAUCUGAUGAAAGUUCUCUCAUAUUACAGCUUAACGAUUCCUCUUCUGAAAUUCCACAUAUAUUCGGAACAGAAGACAUCACAUCUUUUAUCAGUACGGAUUUUCCAGAAGAAGACAAGCAUAGAAGUCCAGAAGUAUCCAGUGUCACUUCUCCACAAACAGAUCAAGGAACUAAGGCUCCAUUUACUACACCUGUAUAUACAGACCUAUUAAAAACUGUCUCAGAAAUUUUUGAUAAAUAUAGUCCUGUAGCCAUGAUAUCCGCGACAAAUGGAUCCUUUGAAUCACAGUACCCAACAACGAUUUCAGGAUUUGGUCUGGAGGACUAUCAACAUCUUUUACAGGAAGAAGGAAUCUGUUUCUAUGAGGGUCGUAUCUUCCCAUCUGCAAAACAAAUACCCAGAAGGGACCCAUGCGAGUUUUGCUUCUGUUUCCGAAGUGAAAUUCUAUGUCUUCAACAAGCCUGUCCACCUCCAAUUCGUAACUGUUUUGCAACACCUAUCCCAGGAUUCUGCUGCCCAAGAUUUCACUGUCCCGUCCACGAAACGCAUUUUAAUAUUUCAACAACGACAACAACAACUGCACAACCAAGGCUAGGGCAGAUUAUUCAAAAAACUGUCGAAGCUACAGGUUGUGAAAUCAACGGUAAAGUUUAUCGAGUAAAUCAGCUUGUACGACCAGCUAGUGGCCCCUGCAUGCAGUGUCGAUGUGAAUAUGGUGGAAUAAUGAAAUGUGAUCCUAAAGAAUGUCAACCUCAAGCACCUUUACUUUUACGCUUAAAUAAGGCAUUCUUCCGUAAAUAAUACUCAUGAUAAAGUCUCAAACACUAAUUUCACAACGGCAGCUAAAAUUAAAUUAGUUUGAAAAAGAAAGGAGAUGUGUAAAAGAAAGAAAAAAUAGACUAAGUUUCUAUAAUCAGUUUUUCUGGAACUGUGACAUUCAGAGCGGAUCGGAUUUCCUAGCAUAAACCAGCGUCAUAAUUAUGCUGGCUUGCUCUUGAUCAUCUCCAGCUUCUGUCACUGUUUCAUUAGGAACAAGGACACUGAAGUUUUGAGAGAAAAUUUUAAUAAAUGCUUUCGUGCCUUUGUUGAGGACAGUCGUCAGUUUAAAAAUAGGCAUUUCAUGCGCAAAGUGCACGGCCGUCUGUUCAGUGUGUACUCACUUCAGAAGUGAAGGUGCACAUUUGAAACGUAUGGUUAAGGGAAAAGUGCAGCUGCUUUGUGCUGAUACCUCAAAAUUGCAUUAUUCGUGGUACCUUAGGUCUACAGCAAAUAAAACCUGGACUGAGGCAUUAUCUUGUCACAAAGGGAAUAAUAUAACUGUUACAAUUAAUUGACGAAAAUAAAAAUUGCCAAACUUUUAUUAUUAUUAUAUGAUGAGUUAGCUUUAGUAGAUAAAACCCCUAAGAAGGAAAAUUAUGGGACUUACGAGAAAUAACAUCUUUAUUUUUGAUUACCUUUUACAUUAGGAAAUACAUCAUGGAGAAUAAAGAUUAGUAUUUUCUCAGAAAUAAUAGCUUUUAAGAAUUCUUUCUAAACUUAUUGAUUCAAUUCUCGGUUCUAAAUGAAAAGGCCUAAGGUACCUGUAUUUAUUUCAUUCCAUUUUUAAUGUUUUCAUUUUUUCAUGUUUAUAUGUUUUUACGUGUUUUAUUUGCUUGUCGUCUUUGUUUGAAAAAUGUCUGUCUGUGUUUAGGGUUUCAAACUUGCCAAUCGCUUCCAGUGUUUGAAUGCAAAAUCAGUAUUUCCUUUCUUUUUUUUUCGACGUUGUGCCAAAUCCAACAUGCCCGGUGUUUCCAGAAGCCUCAAUACACAAUGUCUGACGGGUUCUCAAACCUGUGGCCAGUGCCUUCAGGAAUAAUUUUCUUACGCUUUACAAAGACCCCGAUUUUAAAACUGGCCUCUAACUAUGUCCAUAGACUUGAUCACCUUUCUUGAGACUUAUGUGUAAUCAAAACAUAUUAAAUGCAAAAUACUGAAGAAAGUAACCAUGCUUUUUUCUUUAGAAGCAACAGACUCAUGAAUAUAUAUAUAAGUUCGGUAUUUUUUAAUUAUAAUCAGUUAAUUAAUAAAUGCAAGAAGCCUGGCUUCCUUCUAGAAGCACUUUAUGUCUCGGGAAGACGCAGGCUACAGAGCUCAAAUAUGUAGCAUUAAAAGCAUAAAACCCACGGUAAGUCUUGUCUUAAAGCAUAAAUACUGAGGUAUGCUCAUUUAAAAUCGGGCAUUCAGCGUUACGGAAAUUUUGGCUCUCGUCCUCCAUGUGAAGUAGAACUAAUUUAAGUAAAUAUUUAUUUAUCUAUUAUUAGAUGUUGAUCUGUAUUUUAUGUAUUAUUUGUACCAUUCUUUAGUUCUUGUAUAAAACAGCUUUAUUUUUAAAUAAACUUUCAAUGAAAAUUU